CAUGCCCACACCGGAAGCUGCGGCUCCCGCAGCGGAAGAGGCGCGACCCGGUUUUCGACUCGCUAUGUCCACGAACAAUAUGUCGGACCCUCGCAGGCCCAACAAAGUGCUGAGGUACAAGCCCCCGCCAAGCGAGUGUAACCCAGCCUUGGACGACCCGACGCCGGACUACAUGAACCUGCUGGGAAUGAUCUUCAGCAUGUGUGGGCUCAUGCUUAAGCUGAAGUGGUGUGCUUGGGUUGCUGUCUACUGCUCCUUCAUCAGCUUUGCCAACUCCAGGAGCUCGGAGGACACCAAACAGAUGAUGAGUAGCUUCAUGCUGUCCAUCUCUGCCGUGGUGAUGUCCUAUUUGCAGAAUCCACAGCCCAUGACGCCCCCCUGGUGAUGUCAGCCUGAAGGUGUGGGAUACUAAGCCCCUUUGUGCACCUCCUCUUUGGCCUGGCCUUUGGCUGCUCAACCUUCUACCCUCAGCUUCAGGGCUAGAAUUGCCCGAAUGGCCUCAGGGCCGUGGGGACAUCAGGACCCUCAGUUGAUGGAAGGAACUAGGCCCUUUCACUGGGGUCCCACUUCUGCUGGCGCAUAGAGGGAAAAACCUUAGGCUUUCCUACCCUGCCUGCUGCUGGGGAAGAUGCUGGUCAUGUUUCUAGGUGUAUCCACUUGUUUUCUUGUGGAAACCAACUGAUAAUAAAUUUUUGCAUUUUGACUUCC
Molecule: messenger RNA, 708 nt
Organism: Fukomys damarensis (Damara mole-rat)
Lineage: Eukaryota; Metazoa; Chordata; Mammalia; Rodentia; Bathyergidae
Gene: Wdr83os
Product: WD repeat domain 83 opposite strand
Exons: 4
Coding region: 2-385 (127 amino acids)
Biological process (GO): protein insertion into ER membrane
Cellular component (GO): endoplasmic reticulum membrane
Molecular function (GO): protein folding chaperone
Source: RefSeq, a predicted model, not a curated record